This is a messenger RNA of Homalodisca vitripennis (glassy-winged sharpshooter), 4279 nucleotides long. RefSeq names its product RNA-binding protein Pasilla-like. The coding region runs from base 1 to 774 and encodes 257 amino acids. The record is from RefSeq and is a predicted model, not a curated record. Gene Ontology annotation, biological process: mRNA splicing, via spliceosome; regulation of alternative mRNA splicing, via spliceosome. Gene Ontology annotation, molecular function: mRNA binding. NCBI's taxonomy places the organism in Eukaryota, Metazoa, Arthropoda, Insecta, Hemiptera, Cicadellidae. The transcript is spliced from 3 exons. Gene Ontology annotation, cellular component: nucleus; cytoplasm.
AUGUAUGGAUCAAUGAGCCAGCUGAGCAGUCUGAUGCUAAAUGGAGGUCUGGGGAUUGGUGGAGCUCCUGGGCUCAAUCUCAGCCUUAACCUCAACUCCCCGAUGGUAGGCACCAACCAAUCACUCACUUCCCAAUUGCUGGACCAGAUCAAAAUCAUGCUGCGCUCUAGUGGUUGCUCAGAACACGUUACCGCUGAGAUCUCCACGGCCAUGGCCACUCUCGCCAAAUAUGGUAUACUGGGCAUGGGCCUGGGCCUAGGAGCUGGAGGUCUGGGAACUGGCAGUUAUUUAGGAGUCAGCCCCAUGGAUGCAACCCCUGCCCAAGCCAAUGGGGGCACCGGAGUGUUUGGCCCAAUUGGCACCUCAACCCCUACUCGGCCAUCUUUAGAUUUGGCAUUCGACCCGUUCCGACAUCCAACCCCUGCCUCACCUCCUGGUGCCUCAGCACUGAACAACAACUCCUUCGGCCUUGGGGCAGUAAAGUCCGAAGUAGACAACAAAGAAGCCAAGAAGCUGGACAUGGAGAUUGCUGAGGUGAUAGUCGGGGCAAUCCUGGGGCCCGGGGGAAGAUCUCUUGUGGAAAUACAGGCACUGAGCGGUGCGAGUAUCCAGAUUUCCAAGAAAGGCACGUUUGCGCCAGGCACCAGGAACAGAGUCGUGUCUAUAACCGGGUCACCAGGUGCGAUUGCCGCUGCGCAGAUUCUCAUUGAGCAGCGGAUUAAUGAAGAGGAGGUGAAACGCAACCGGCAGAACCCGCUGGGGUUGCUGCAGUAGUUUUCUAGUCACCAUAUUACACAAAAUGUCUCAUUCGUUAAGUUUUCAACACAUUUGAAAGUAUUCAUUUAACUCUGUUAAUUAAUAAUAGUAGGCUCAAAUAUUGCAAGUAUUUGACUGGGAAGUUAUGCAAUUUGAAAUUUUAUCAGAAACAUUGUAAACUACGGUAUUAAGGUGUACUGAUCUCACCCAUCACAUCACGUUAAGAGUUGUGUAAGAUUUGUUAAAGGGUGUAGUUUUGUUAUUGAUACGGAUCAGUUAUAACGACUGAGCGUUUGUCAAGUUAUGUUAUUCAUAUCAUUAUAAUAGUGAACUUUGUAGUUUGUCACUAUUUUAUCAUGUUUUAUUAAACUGAUGUUACCAUCUGCAUAAUUAUGUUAUUCCACAAGUUGAUAGUUUAUUGAUAGUGUUAUGUAUUUUCAUAUUAUUUUAUAUUAUGAAAUUCUAAUGUUAUUUUGCAUUGUUAACUUAUGUCCACCUUAAUCAAGUGGCAAAAGAUAUUAUAAUAUCUUGCUUAGUCCUUAACAGAUGUUUUAAAAUUUUAAGACUUGGUUGUUAUUGUUUUAUCUGUAGGUUUGUCAGCAUGUAUUAGCAUUAUUGUCAUUUUUGUAUUUAAAGACAUUUAAUCUCACAACUGACUUUAGAUCAUUUGACAUUAGAUGCUUCUGUAGGAAUAUGUGAAUAUAGUUAAAGCCAAGCAUUACCUUGUAUAUAAUUUGGUAUCCUUAAGUUUUUUCAGUUACUCUUGUCAGUUCAAUCUUACUUAAACUUUAUUGCAAGACUUAAAUUUAAUUGACUUUUUCAACUAUAUAAAUUAUUUGUGUUUCUUGUUUACAGAAAAUACAUAACAGAGCGAUCUACUUAGCCAUUCUUUUCAUUUUAGUUUAUGCUUACAAGAGUGUUUCAUUAGCACCCGAAAGAAUCUUUGAAUUUUUCAAAGUGAAAUAUAAUCCCACCAGUUAAAGAUUAAUCAGUUAGUGGAUAAUCAAAAUAUGUUAUAGGGACUAUGCAUGGACACAAUGUUAAAUGUUUGGGUGUGUAGGGUAGAUUGGGUGUUGUUCCUAUAGUACCUGCUCCUUGUAACGUUAGCCAUCAUCUGCAUUACAUACAUUUGUUUCAUCUCUUUUCAACAUUUCACUGAUUUGAACUGAAGUUUAUACUGCAUGAAAUACUAAAUAUCCACAUCUGUUUAACUACGACCUGAUAGUAGUAGGAAAGCUAAAUUCACUUUAGCUUCCUGAAGUGAAUGUAAUACUGAUUGCAAUAUUGAAUAGGUUUCUUGAUCCUUGUAGGACAGUCGGAUGUUUGUGAACUUAACAUGAUAUAGUGGCGAAUGAAAAACUGUUUAGGGACUAUUUCCUAAGUAAAAUAAAAUUAUAUGUUAAAGUUGCAAAUAUGUUAAAGUCACUAAUAUACAAGUACUGGAAAAUUAACUCAAAUGUAAUAAAAGCUGUGUGUUCUUGUCUGCCCAGUCAUGCUACACUGUUAUCUGGCUCUUAUUGAUGUCUGGAUGCAGGAGGUGGCUGUCAGUCUAGGAGUAAAAGAUGUACUAGAUUCUCCUGGACAUGUUGAGAAGUCUCCUUGUACGUUGCAUUAAACUGAUAAUUAAUGGUUUCUCAACUCAGCUGUAUAACGGAUAAGGUCGAAUAAGCCAAGUGGUUUUUCACCCUUAUCCGAUACAAUCCGAUUCCAGUAGUUCUUAUUUUGUGUGAAUGAUUAUAAUCAGUUACUCAGAUCUCGUUCAAUGGAGAACUAAACAAAACAGUUGCUCGUGUAAUAAUUUGCAUAUAGUUUUUAAUAUUGUUUACUGAAACUAUUAAAUUUGCUUUUUGUUAACGAAUGUGUGAGAUGAGAAAAACCUCUUUUUGCUGAGGAAAACAGGAAGCACUUUUUUCACUCCCUGUUUUAAGAGAAUAAAAUGAUGCAUUUUUUACUUUGGGAUUGGCGUAUUUUGUGGCAAACUUUAACACAGAGCUAGAAACAUUUUUUUCUAAAUCAUUUUUAAGAUGCAAUUAGACCAAUUUUAAUUUUAGUACUUCUUAUGGUAUAAAUUUUUUCAAUUCCUUGCAAAAGAAUACAUAUAAAAAGUAUUAUAUAAUAUUUUAUAUAGUUCUUCCAAUAUUUCUUUAGAGAAAGUAAAGUUAUUUAAACAAAUAUCAUGUACUUUGUAUAAAAACCUAAUCUUGUUUCUAAUCCUCGUAAUGUUGGAGUUAAAUAAAUGUGGAUUGCUAGUGGGUCGUGUGCUAGUGCCUUACACGCAUCAGCGGGUCUGGUGCGCUCACAGUGGCAUCAAUCAUCGAGUGCUCCAACCCAACGUGCUCAAUACAAUAUUGUUGGUUUGGACCACGCACACCGAAAUUCAUCCCAUAAUUAUCUGUAAAUGAGGUUGCAAGUGAUAUAUAACAGAACAUGUAUUUUAGCCAUAGAAAAGUGUAAAGUGUCUUUGUUAACUUCCAAUCUUAACAAUACAAAAUAUAAACCAGUUCAAUAAAUGAAAUGAUGAAAUAAUGUUAAACCGAAAUAACGCCGUUUUGGGUUUUGGUACUGUGAUUAAAAUAGUUUGUCUUGGUGUUUGUGUCCGGGUAUUUUGGUGUUUUAAUUUUUGAAUCUUAUCUGUCGUGCACCAGCCACCAUUAUGUACUCUGUAUGUAGUAGCAUGGAUGGUGUAUGGUCAACUUUCUGUAAAAAAAGUGGAUGUAAAUGUGAAGGUCAACAGAUUGCCACAAUAUGAUCUGAUUUAAAUAUGUCAUUAAAAGAUAAUUUAUUUCCUAUUCUGUUUAUGAUCUGUUAUGAUAAGUGUUAUCGUGAACAAUAGCUCCCUGAGUUUUUGUGUUGACACUUUGUAUAUUUUCCCAAAAUUAUAGUUAUCUUUAUUGACUUUGGUAUUAUUCUGUGAUACAAUUGGGCCUAUCUAGUUGGGUUGCUUAGUUACCGCACAGAUGUUGGCCUAGUUGUUAUUAUUAUAUAUAUAAAUAUAUAUAGUUGUUGAUGUUGUUGUUCCUAUUAAAGUCGUAGUUAGUCAAUCUCAUUCAUCUGCCAUAUGUGAUAUUGUUGUGUCUCUUCAAUAUUAUUGUUAAAAGUUACCACUGUCAAAACAAAUUGUUGUGCUAUUAAUAAUAUAAUAUAUAUAUAACUAUUUUUGUCAUGAUUAUUCAUAGGGUUUAAUGACAAUAGAUUACCAUUAUCUUAUUGGCUGUUGUUAUCGCAUAUUACAACAUAGUUUUACCAGUUCUGCGUGUCGUUGUCGUUGUCCCCAUCAAUUAUGAGGUGACCAUGUUCCAAUGGUAAACUCAAGAAUAAAGUUCUAUUGUAAUAGUUAUAUUGGUUCAGAGUAGUUUUAAAAGAUGAUUUGAGUGAUAAAGGCAAGUGCAAAUAAUAUUAAUUAUAGUUUGGGAUUUCAUAUUAAGGUAUUAACUGUGAAAGUACUUAAAAAAUAUAAUGUAAUGUAGAAAAUGUGUUUGCUUAAAACUAAGGAAAUAUUUAAUAUUAAAUCUUGAAAAUUGUU